AUGGUGAAACCAUACUCCGAGGGCACCAGCGAAUCCACACAGGGGAGAAACCAUUCGAAUGCAGAGACUGUGGGAAAAGACUCCUUCAAUGUAGAAAAGGCAGCCUCGUUACCCAUCUUAGGAGCCACAGGGGGGCUCAAACCAUACAAAUGUGACAAGGCCUCUGAGAACUACAUUGCCCAGAAGCCCACGCGAGGCGUAAAGCGGCCCCCGGUAGGAAAGCUUCGUCUGACCCGCCCCGCCCCCCUUACUUUUCUUUUUUCUCCCAGAUUUCGAGAAAAAGAAUUAAACAGAAUUAUGGAAUUAAACAGAGAUUCUCCUCGUCCGCCUUUUCCCCGUUUGGAGGGAGAAUCUGGCUUUUGCAUCUUGGAUAGAAAGAGAUCCCCGGUGUCUUUUGAGGAGUUGAUUGUGUUCUUCACGGAGGAGGAAUGGGCUCUGCUGGAUCAGGUCCAAAAAGCCCUCUACUGGGAAGUCAUGCAGGAAAAUUACAAGACUGUCGUCUCUCUAGGGCUCUGGUUUCCAGAGCCAGCCCAGGAUUCUGCGCUACAUCGAAGGGAAAUGUUCUUCCUCCAGAGCUCUGAGGAGGCGGGAAGGUUCACUAGUGCCCUCUUGUCAGAAAAAGCUCCAACUCCCAAAGAGGACCACAUCUCUUGUCGAGUGAAGGAGGAAGCAGAGUUUGUCCAGAACUCCCUGGAAGCAGAGCUAUCAGCAGAAAGAUCUCUGAUUCCCAAUGGUGUCAACCUCUCUUGUCUAGUGAAAGAAAAAGACCAGGACCUCAAGGCAAUUGAGCUACCAGCAGACGAUGAGGUCUUUAAGAAAGAGGAAGGCCUUGCCUCAGAAGAAGCGCAGGCAAGGUUACCUGGAGGAUCUCAAGGGAACAUUUCCUUCCCAGCAGAGCGAGCAGGAGAUAAAUGGGAAGCAGAGAAUGAAAGUGAAUUAGGAGGGAUGUGUGAAAAAAAAGAAGAGGAUCUGGAGGCAGAAGAGGAACCUGGGGAUCGAGAGGGAGCUGAAAAGCAACAGAGAAGGAAAAGGGAAGCAAAAUGGAAGCAGAUGAAAGAAUUGGUUGCCUGUCAGGGUGGAAACUUGCCUGAGAUCUCAAACCAAGACAUAAUACAAGAGGGAAUGAGGGGAAAUAAGUGCCCUGAAAAUGGGAAAGAGUUCGGCUGCAAAACCAGUGAUAAGAAAAAUCAGAAAAUCUCAAUUGGUAAGAAUCCACAUAAAUGCAUGGAAUGUGGAAAAAACUUCAGUCAUGGUAAAGCCCUUGCUGAACAUCAAAGAUCUCACAAAGGGGAAAAACCAUCUGAAUAUUUAGAAUGUAGAGAGGGCUUUGAUCAGCAUGGAACCCUCAUGAUACAUAGAAGGGUUCACACAGGGGAGAAGCCAUAUAAAUGCUUGGAGUGUGGGAAGAACUUCUCUCAAAGUGGUGACCUCAUUAAACAUCUAAGGAUUCACACAGGGGAGAAGCCAUAUGAAUGUCUGGAGUGUGGGAAGAGCUUCAAUCAGAGUACUGGCCUUACUCAUCACCGAAUGAUUCACAUAGGUGGGGAGAAGCCCUAUAAAUGCUUAGAGUGUGGGAAGAGCUUCUCUCAAAGUGGUGACCUCACUAAACAUCAAAGGCUUCACACAGGAGAGAAGACAUAUAAAUGCUUGGAGUGUGGGAAGAGUUUCAAUCAGCGAGCACAUCUUACUUCACAUCAUAGGAUUCACACAGGAGAGAAACCGUAUCAGUGUUUGGAAUGUGGAAAGGACUUCUCUCACAUUUCUUAA
Sphaerodactylus townsendi is the source of this 1767-nucleotide messenger RNA. Its product is annotated as zinc finger protein 436-like. Gene Ontology annotation, biological process: negative regulation of transcription by RNA polymerase II. The record is from RefSeq and is a predicted model, not a curated record. The coding region runs from base 1 to 1767 and encodes 588 amino acids. Gene Ontology annotation, molecular function: DNA-binding transcription repressor activity, RNA polymerase II-specific. Lineage: Eukaryota; Metazoa; Chordata; Lepidosauria; Squamata; Sphaerodactylidae. The transcript has 10 exons.